UUCAAUCAUGGAAGCAGAAAGUUUUGGAGAUCUUGGAGUGUCGGGGCGAAUGGGAGACAGUUCUGAAGAAUCUGAUGAUCUUGAUGAAUGUGACAGUUAUGGUUAUGAAGCUAUAGACAGAUCUUGCAAAAUUGUUUAUGCAGAUCAACUCAAUCCUCUACAGUAUACACCAAGGGUGCAAAUAUGGUUAGGUGGACCAGACCCUCUCGACAUUAUCCGCAUUUAUUCCAAUGAAGGAGAUUUGUCCAAGAGCAUUCCCCCUCACUGGCACUUCAUCACUUUCGGCUUCAGCGACUUGUAUGGCGAUGAGAGAGUUCACCGGCGAGUAGAGCGUGGAGAGCCGAGUGGCUUCGGGUUUGAGCUGACACUGCGUGUUCGGAGGAACAUUGAGGAUACAGAUCCACCAGAUUGGGGCUCCACGCUCAUCAACAAGCUGGCUCGCUAUGUCUUCCACACAGGCAAUGUGUUGCAUGUUGGAGAUCACAUCCCUUGGCAUAAGCCCCUGGAUGGGGAGAGCUGCUGUAGGAUACAACACAUGCUGGUAGCGGAGGACCCCCAGCUCCUCGACCUGGACACGCCGUACGGCACCAUCGAGUUCAGACAGUUGGUGGGGGUGAUGGAUGAGGAGAUCAAGGCAGCACAGAAGUGGAAGGGCGCUGGCAUGUUACACCUCCUGCAGGAGUCACCAGAUGUUGGCCCAUUCUUUGUAACUGACAUGGAUCGUAAGAAGUCCCUGUUUGAGAAGAAUCCCAGUUUACAGGCGAUGGUGAUGGAGGGGAUAGAGAAGGAUGGGUCCAACAUGGGGCACGUCACGGCUGUAUUCAGAUGGAGGCUCUUAAACCAAGAGUCGGGUGAACACACACCCAAGAGAAGUUUAAAGAUGAAGGAGACCGGGGCCACUCCUGCCGAUAACAACAAUGACAAUAAGGAGAACAUUGUCCUGGAUGAGGACCAGGACGACGACCUGCUGCACGUGGAGCCCAUCGAUGCCGUCCAGCUGUGUUUUGAUGCAGAGGCUGCUGAGCUGCUCCCUAUGGUGGUUAAAGCUAGGUUAAAGAAGGGUAGAUUUUUCAUCUUCCGUAGUGCGGACAAUCAUGCUGUCCAUCUGGUUCCGUCAACACAUGACCAAACUGUGUUUGUCAACGAUGUCCAACCCAUGAAGGCCAUGGGCACAGAUUUACAGAUCUUCUGCACCCAAGCCCUGAUAGAAGAAAUGUCUGAAGCUUUGGAAGAACUCCAAACUGUGGAUGAGGACCUAUCCAGAUAUCCGAAGCUGUUUCAGUUUUCCAGUCCAUCAGUUCAAGUGGCUGUGUAUCCUCGAGGCCAACUGUCCAUGUCAAGGAAAGACAGUCCACCAAAGUAAUUCAUGGCCAAAACUCAGCCCCAGAACACUCACUCAGCAUGCAGCAGCCCCAGCUGAAUGAGCCUAGUAGAGGACGCGUUUGCUCAUCACACUGAGAGUCCAGGUUCGAUGCUCAACUUGGGUAUAAAUGAAGCUGGCCUUUUCAUGGUGUCCUUUUCUCUGACACCAAGGCAAUACUGCUAAAAGCAACAUUAAACCUUACUCAGCUGAUAGUCGCUCAACCACUGUUGCAGUUUGUCAUCCACUCAUUUCAGGAAAGUGCCUACGUGAGUGUCGAACAUUGUGUAGUAUUCUGUAUGAAAAAUGCAGUAGGUGUUGGUUGUAUAGCAUGAAUACUAUCUAGUGCUCCAACUUUUCCAAAUGAGGAGUAUGUUCUUUUUUAAUCUGCAGCAGAUGAGUACUGGAUUUGUUAGAUCUCUCAACUGGAGAUGAAAUUUUCAGACCAAAAUUUCAUUCCUAUUACCCAGCUUUAUGUACACGGAACAAGUUCAGGGUUUCAGGGUAUUGUUGUUAGCAAUAGAGAUUCAUUUCUGCUGAUAAGUGUUUGCCUUCCAUCCAGGAUUUCAUUGGUACAUACAAAGGAAAUCCUGAUUAACGUCAAAUGUUAGGAAAGAUGAUUUUGAACCAUGAGGAGAGUACCUGGUACUGUAGAAAUAUGAAAGGAGGCCUCAAAAGCUGAUUUACCCCAAUAUUGGAGAUACUAUUUUAUAAUGUAGUCAUAUUUGCUUGUUGGCUAUACAUGCAUAUGCCAAACCAUAGAUACAACCAUGUCUCCAGCACUGGAGUGUGUGUUGAGAUUGUAGUGUUACAGCACUAAGACCAUUAAACUCCUACAGACUUAACUUUGAAUGUCAAUAUGUAUGCAGUGUAAUUUCCUGAAGGAUUUCAGUCAUUGAUGAUUUGACUGAACCCAGAUUGGAGAUUUGAAAAUGUGUUGCACAGCCUCAAGACAUUUAGGCUUAAAAAAAUAAAAGAACUGGUUCUCAGGCAAUGGUUUCUGAAAAUAUAGUGCGGAGAGGUGGUGUCUUUUUGUAUACAUUUUUCUGGUUGUUCAAACAUUUGUGUAACCAAAUAAACAGUUGUGUACAAUCAACCUGGGAAAGGGCCUCCCUACAUAAAUGUAUUCCUUGAUGAGUAAAAUACUGGAAUACAGUAUUUGAAAACGGUUGGACUUGGAAUAUUUAAGGAUUUUUAUUUUUGUUUUCAAAAUGGAAAUAAAAAUGAAAAGAGACUAUUAUUUUUUAGCCUCAUUCAACUUAUGGGUCACAAAACAAUUUUCUAACACAUAAAUAUAUCGUGUAUGAAUGAUAUAAAAUUCUGUCAGUAUGUCACAUCUAGAGAAGAUUAUCUGUAUAAUCAUUUAAUAAUAUGUCAUUAUAUUUGAGAUUGUACCACGGGCAGAGAAAGUGACUUAGUAUGGACUAUGGAAUGUACAAGUUGUGCAGUCUGUUGUGUGGUGAGGCCUGCUAGUGGUGUAGCUCACCUGACAAAGUCCAAAGGCAAUAUGUCAUUAAUGUUUAGUGAUAUGAAAUAAUUGUUAAAGUUAUCCAGGGAUCAUGGGUUUUCAGACCUCCUAAGUUUCAGAGGGCCAUGUUUAUCGCGAGUACUCACGCUAUAACAAUGGGUGUGGCAUCACAUUUUAAAUACUCAGAUGAUGACCUGUUUCUAACAUAAAGCCCUCUUUUAUAACUGAGUGAGAUAUUUCAUAGUUGUUCUUGUGAAUAGCGAGAAAACUACGAAUGUUUCUUAAGCGUCCGAAAACCCAUAACACGAAGAUACUUUCAAUCUAGAAACAACAUGUUAAUGCAAAUAUGUCAACUGAAACAUCUGGUUUGCCAGUCCUAUGAGCUCUGAUAAUGUGGCACAUGUAGGAGUUACAUUAUGUACAGAGGAGCACCAAUACAAUACAGUCCAGGGCGCACAUGCACAAUGCGAUCUUAGCGCUAAGAUGAUCGUAACUCCCAUACUUCAACAUAGGCUUACCAUAGUCUUAGCGCUAAGAUCGCUUUGUGCAAGCACAUCCAGGCAGGAUCAACAGUUUAAACAUGAAAGAUACUUAAACAAUAAUUCAUGUUGUGUAUGCUUGUAUUUAUUAGAGCAUGUCAUUUGUAGUUCAUCACGUAUAGUGCUAUGUAAUAUUCAUACAUUCCAUUUAAUGUAUCUGGGGGGUGUAGUUACCAUGGUUACACUGGUAUGUAGGACUCAGAACUAGGGUCUGCUGGCAGAUUGUGAAUCCCAUAUAUACUCACUGCCAAAAGAAACGCGAAUACCAUGCAUGUCGGUUAAUAUAUGGAGAAUUACUCAUAUUCAAGAUAUAUUAGAUUGGUUCGAUACACAAACAAACAUAUAGGUAUAUUGUGUGAACCGAUGUGACGUCGUAGAUCCUUGACUCGUGCAGGAUUAGCGUGUAAGUUUGGAAAUUACGUGCAGCAUAUAGUGAGAAGAAUAAAAAUGCCCUGUGGUACCACUUGACAGAUUGUUAGUUUUGUCAUUAAUUGCUACACAUUGGAAUCUCUUCUUAACAUACAUACUUCUCUAUAUGUUUCUGUGGUUUGCGUUUCUUUUGGCAGUGAGUAUAUAUGCCCACAAUAACAGUGGAAUACUGCAUGUUAGAUUUGCAUAAUGCUAAUGAUGGUUGGGGUCUGUACACUGAACUGAUGGAGGAUAUACAGUUGAUUUGUGACGAUAGUGUACAUGAGAGUAGACAUGAGAGUAGUCAUGGGAAGUAGGACUGCAGAUCUGAAAUUCUGCCACAAAGUCCUACUCCUGAUCUGAGCCCUCUGCAUGAGACCAGGUUAAUUCAGACACUGCCAUCUCUCUGAACACAGAUCUGUGUAUGUAUGUCGACAUUUCAAACUGUUGAAACAGUCAUAGACCAGGAAAUGUUUCCAGACUAACCUGUGUUUGUCUGUAUGAAAAUAUUUUAGUCAUAAUUGUAUAUGGUUAGCAGGACUAAACCUGUUUUGUUUGAUCUCCCUUUUCAAUGCUAUGUUGCAAUGGUCAUUCCCAUGCUGUCAGUAUGCUGAUCCGUACUAUAUGUUACAUGUGUUAUUGUUACACUAUGCAAACUGUUCUGUGAUAUUCUUCAUUCAUUAAUAACAGGGUAUUUAGGCUUUUCGUUGUAUAUUGACAUGUGCCUGUUUGUAUUUGCAUAUGAUCUCAUAAGCCUUGUGUCCAGACUGUGUUUGCCCUAUCCUUGUCUUGAUGAGUUGUCAUUGAAGCACAGCUUAAAGCCCUUAACCAGUGAGAGGUCGCCAUUUGACGGUGGCAUGUGGAGCUGUGUACAGCACAAAGUUUUGCAGCAUUGCUCGCAGCAUGUAGUUGCAUGGGUGACAGUGUUUGGUGGCUUGACUCCUGAGAGUUUCAAGGGUCCCACAGUGAAGCACAUGUAAUACUUUGUUUGAAAUGUGCCUCUGUUCACCAAGUAGUGAGUGGGUACCCGGUAGGAUGAGAUGGUAAUGUGACUGUUAACCAUCUAGCACCUUGCGAACAGCUUGGGUUGUAUACUCUUCAGGGAGCUGAGAAUGAAAAUCAAGAGCACAUUGAUCCAUUGGCCGAAGUAAUAAUAUAGUACUUUGGGCAUGCUUUAAGAUUAUUAUUAUUAUUAUUAUUAUUAUUAUUAUUAUUAUUAUCUGAUCACAUAUGACUUUAUGAGAAAGUCCUGCAUGUUUCCUCCACAGAGCAGUAUCAGACAUCUGAUGUAAAUCCUGUAUGGCAGCGUCCACUGUCUGUCAAAUCAGCACUCACUUACAAUUUUAUAUUCUAGUACUAGUCAAUUCGUUUUAAAGAUUUACCUGUCUGUUUAUACAUCUACACCAUGAUUCCAUGAACAAAUGGUGAGAUACGCACAACAUUGUCUCCCUUUACUAGAACUAGAGAUCUGACACCAUCCUCAACUUGAUACCAGUCAGGUAAUAUUUCAGCAGCCUCUUUGAUAUGCCAUUUAGAAAGUGGUCAAAUGUAACAAAUGUUAAUUUGGGAUAACACUUUUAGAGUAAAGUACAGAGUGAGGCACCUAAUCGCCAGCACACAAAGUCAGUGAUUUAACCCACUCAGCCACCGAGGCUUCCACAAAAUAAAAGUGUGACAACUGGUAGUCUAGAUCAUGUACUUUGUGUAAACCCUCCGACAUGUGUAAAUUGGCAAUGAGGUGUGCAGGCAAUUAGUGUGCUGGCGAUCAGGGGCCUCACUCUGGCAGUGUGGGUUCAAAUCCCAGACAAGACUCCCCCCAAAAAAGUACAAGAAUCUGUACUUUACUCAGAAAAUGUUAUCUCAAAUAUAACAUUUGUUACAGCCUCUUUUGAUGUUUAUGGGCAUGCAUAAAAAGUUAGGGACAUUUAGUGUUUCAUUUAAUAUAUGUAAAACAUUUUUAGUUUGAUGUGAAUUGUGUUUUUGACAUAAAUGUAAUUUAAAUAAGAAUGAAAUGUUUCCAAGACAAUUAGCUGUGUACCACAUUCCUUAUGCAAAACUUGCCAUGUGCCUAAGAGGAAUGAGUAACUAAACCAAAUACAAGAAUACCAAAUGUCAUAAUCUUAUACAUCGUACCAAGCUGUUGGGUUUUGGCAUGCUUGAUGCCUUGUAGUGAUUAGAAACUACACAAUAGAAAACUGAUGGCCAUUCUUGGAAAACGUAAAGCAUAAUAUAAUUGUUUUCUUUCUUAUUCAAUUCCCAUUGCUAUUCUUAUUGGUAGUUUCGGGGAGUGAUAUUUAAUGUGUUUUCUCUUGGCUAUCAUGGUUAAUAUUCUGGAUUGCUCAACAUAGUGCCAUGCUCAACGUCUGUGUGAACAAUAGUGGGCUUCCCCUGAAAGAUGCAGAACUAUUAUCACCAUUAUGUCCACUGCAUUGUUCCUACUGACUGCUGUGCAGAGUUGUGUCCCUUUGCUAUGACAGGAUCUGGUAGUCAAGAGUUCAAAUCCCAGAUUACUUGGUUUGACAGCACCAUAUCCAUGCUCUUGGGUUUCACCAAAGUAGAAAACCUCUGUGGGACCUGUUACCCUACCACAUGAAGCUAACGCAUUGUGAUAUGAUGAUACAAAAACAUUUUGCUCACUCCAACUGCCCAUCUUAAUCAUAAUACUGACUAUAUCUAGGAUAAGUGCUGUAGUUACAUCAAUAUCCUGUAAAGUAUUUUCUAUGAUACAAUGUCAAUAUGCUUCCAUCCAUAUUUUAUUUGUUCAUGGUUUUGCUAUGAUGCUAUACCAUUGCUUGUUGAUAAACUGGCAGCUUGUUAAACUUGUUUUAUUUAACUUAUGUGUUUUGAUGGUGUUGGAGUUUUCUUCCUGUUAUUAGGACAUAAUGAAUGUUAAUUAUGCAAAUGCAAACAUAAUAUAUAAUCCUAUUUUCUAAUUGUAUUUUAAAGAGUUUAUAUAUUGAAGGAAAUAAACCUAUUGUUUGACAA
Messenger RNA from Haliotis rufescens (red abalone), 6760 nucleotides. RefSeq names its product suppressor of fused homolog. Gene Ontology annotation, molecular function: transcription factor binding. The record is from RefSeq and is a predicted model, not a curated record. Gene Ontology annotation, cellular component: nucleus; cytoplasm. NCBI's taxonomy places the organism in Eukaryota, Metazoa, Mollusca, Gastropoda, Lepetellida, Haliotidae. The coding region runs from base 8 to 1363 and encodes 451 amino acids. The transcript is spliced from 10 exons.